AUGCUUACGAAAGAAGAGUUGGAGGAUAAUGUGACAGAUCAAACGCAUCACAUUGUUGUUCCUUCGUACUCAGCCUGGUUCGAUUAUAACUCAAUUCACACAAUAGAGAAGCGUGCAUUACCAGAAUUUUUCAAUGGAAAGAACAAGUCAAAGACACCUGAAAUAUAUCUUGCAUACAGGAACUUCAUGAUCGACACGUACCGGCUGAACCCCACAGAGUACUUAACUAGUACGGCAUGCCGUCGUAACCUAGCGGGCGACGUGUGCGCCAUUAUGCGUGUCCACGGCUUCCUUGAGCAGUGGGGACUCAUCAACUACCAGUUAGAGGCGGAGUCUCGACCAACAGCAAUGGGACCGCCGCCUACUUCGCACUUCCACGUGCUGUCCGACACACCUUCUGGUCUUCAACCUCUGCAGUCCAGGCCUACACAGCCGAGACCAGCGGAAAACGCGGCCGUGCCUAAAGUGGAGGCCGGGCUGCCAAACGGCUCGGAGGCUGGCGCUCCAGCAGCUGCUGCGGGCGCUGCUGCUGCCGCCGCUGGCGCUGCUGCUGCUGCUGCCGGCGCCGCGCCGCCCGCCCCCGCGCCCGUGCCCGCCGUCCCGCCCGCGCCCGCCGCGCCGCCAGCACCGGCCGCACCCCCGGCGACCGUCAAACAGGAGCCCGCCAUCGACCUGGGCACCCCGCCCGGACUUAAACUGGACCAGUACCGCGGCGGGACCCGCGGGCGCGAGUGGACGGAGCAAGAGACGCUGCUGCUGCUGGAGGCGCUGGAGCUGCACCGCGACGACUGGAACCGCGUCGCCGCGCACGUGGGCACGCGCACGCACGACGAGUGCAUCCUGCACUUCCUGCGCCUGCCCAUCGAGGAGCCCUACCUGCAGGAUUCCGCCUCCGGUGGUGUACUUGGCCCUCUUGCCUAUCAGCCGAUACCCUUCAGCAAAGUCGGCAACCCAGUGAUGAGUACAGUGGCGUUUUUGGCAUCAGUUGUCGAUCCACGGAUAGCCUCCAAGGCUACCAGGGCUGCUAUGGAUGAAUUUGCUGCUAUCAAGGACGAGGUGCCGGCGGCCAUGAUGGAGGCGCACGUGAAGGCGGCGGGCGCGCACGGGCCGGCCGCCGCGCUCGCCGCCACUGGCAUCGCCGGCACCGCGCCCGACGUCAAGCCGCCAGGUGAAAAGAAAGAAGAACCGUCUGAUGUGAAGACGGAACCAAUGGAGGUUGAAGAAAGCGAGGUGAAGGUGAAAGACGAGCCAUCUGAUGCAACGUCCGCUGAUGAAGCUAAGGAUAGAAAGGAGACCGCGACGCCUCCUCCUGAGUGCGGGGCGGUGGCAGGCAGUGGCAGCGGUGGCGGCGGUGGCAGUGGUGCCGUGGAGGCAGGCGUGGCGGCGGCUGCAGCAGCGGCGUUGGCAGCGGCCGCGGUCAAGGCCAAGCACUUGGCCGGCGUCGAGGAGCGCAAGAUCAAGUCGCUCGUGGCGCUGCUCGUCGAGACGCAGAUGAAGAAGCUUGAGAUCAAGCUGCGUCACUUCGAAGAGCUCGAGGCCACCAUGGAGCGCGAGAGGGAGGGUCUUGAAUAUCAAAGGCAACAGUUGAUUCAAGAACGACAGCAGUUCCAUUUAGAGCAGUUGAAGGCCGCCGAGUUCCGUGCCAGGCAUCAAGCACAUCAAAGACUUCAAGCGGACAGUGGUGGAGCUGGCGCAGCGGCGGGCGGCACGGCUGGCGCGGGCGAGGCGGCGGCCGGCGAGACACCCGCGCCUGCCGCGCCCGCGCUCCACGCGUAA
Molecule: messenger RNA, 1776 nt
Organism: Parnassius apollo (apollo)
Lineage: Eukaryota; Metazoa; Arthropoda; Insecta; Lepidoptera; Papilionidae
Source: the annotation of a GenBank genome assembly